Molecule: messenger RNA, 3634 nt
Organism: Pangasianodon hypophthalmus (striped catfish)
Lineage: Eukaryota; Metazoa; Chordata; Actinopteri; Siluriformes; Pangasiidae
Exons: 3
Coding region: 439-2040 (533 amino acids)
Molecular function (GO): GTP binding
Source: RefSeq, a predicted model, not a curated record
AAGAAUGAAACUGUUGUAAAAAAAAAAUUGCUGGCUGUUAGGAGUUUCAGGCCUGUUGUCAUACAUUUAUUUCUGUCCUCAUUGUAUUUUUAAAAUUGUCACCAAAUGGCAUUCCAUUGUUGGUUACUGUAGAGUAAAACAUGUAGGAGUUAAAGCAUGACCUGAUUUGGUCUGUUUCAGUUGAUAUCUGUAACAAAAAAUGGGUAAAUACAGAGGAAGGUGAAGAUGGACUCAGGAAAUGCUCUGUCAUUGUCGAUUUGAGACAGAUUUCCUGUAAAUCACAUGAUGCCAAUAGCUGGAGUUUUGCUUUAAAUACAGGCAGCAUACUGCACUACUCUGAUUUCAGUUGUGAGUGGACAGGUGAAAGAAUACCAACACUUUAGAAGAAACCAUCUGAUUAAUUGCUUGAUACCAGACACCAGCAACAAGAUACUAAUCAUGGCACGUUAUUCCGCUCAAGGGAGAGAAGACUUGCAGACAUCAGCGGAAGAGCAAAUAAACAAAAUCAGAAAAAACAGCAGAUCAAUAGAAGGAUUCCUCACAAGAUAUAUUCUAAACACAAGGACUAUAAUUGAUGGUCAAAGAUUGAAGAGAGUGGCAUUUGGAGAAAAAGACGAGAGCAAACCUCAUAAAACCAUAUUAAUUGUUGGAGAAACAGGAGUAGGGAAGUCGACUCUCAUCAAUGCCAUGGUCAACUACAUGCUGGGUGUUGAAAGUACAGACAGAAUUUGGUGUGAGAUCAUAGAGACAAAAGGAAAUCAAACUGAUUCUCAGACAAAUGCAGUCACAGUGUAUGAUGUGUUUACUAAACACAGCCCGUUCUCUCUAACCGUCAUCGACACGCCUGGAUUUGGAAGCACUGAUGGUAUGCAGGAUGAUUUAACUGUUGCUGAAAGUUUACAUGAGUUAUUUAGAUCUAAAGAUGGAGUUCAUGAAAUUGAUGCGGUGUGUCUUACCGUGUCAUCAAACACCACUCGACUCACUGACAGACAGCUGUACAUUUUUGAUGCUGUUCUCUCUUUAUUUGGCAAUGACGUAGAGAAAAACAUUGUUGUGUUCGUCACACACGCCUCCAGCAAACCUACAAAUGCCAUUAAGGCCAUUAAAAAGGCCAGCGUUGUGUGUGCAAAGACUGAUAAAGGAGAGCCUGUGUAUUUCAGGUUUAACAACUGUCACUGUGAAAACUUUGAUGAUGAGGAAAUAUUAGAUGAUUACAAGUUAGCAUGGGAUCAGUUAAACAAAACCAUGGAGAAAUUUCUGGCUUUUAUAUAUGAAAGGCCAAGUAUAAGCCUGACGAUGACUGCAAUUGUACUGAAAAGACGCAAACAACUGACAGCAUCCAUCUCCAAUAUAAAGGAUAAAAUCACAAUGGCAGAACUCAAACAAAACGAGCUCGACCAGACAAAAGCAUUUUUGCAACAACAUGAGAAAGAAAAGAAGGAAAAAGAAAAAACCUUUGAAUAUGAGGUGGACGAGCCUUACAAAGUAAAGGUGCCAAUAGAAUAUAAGUGGUGGCACUUUCAAAGCAAAGAGGCCACUUGCUGCAGUGUGUGUGAGGAGAACUGCCAUUACCCAGGAUGCUGGUGGGUCAGAGAUCUUUCACGGUGUAGUGUCAUGUCUGAGGGUCGGUGCACAGUGUGUACUGGAAGAUGUCACUACACUGAACAUGUUAAAGAGAAGAAAAUCUAUGUGGUGAAGACAAGGAGGGUCAAGAAGACUAAGGAAGAUGUGAAAAGGAAAUACGAGACAAAGUCUGAUGAGAUAAAAAGUUUAGUAAGCAAGUUAACCCAUGAAAAAGAAGAACAUGAAAGACAAAAAAUGAGACUGGUGGAGCAGUGUUACCAGUGUGUGAUUACACUGAAUACAAUCGCUUUAAAGAGUGACUCUGUGUCUAUACUUCAGCACAUGGAUUUUUUGAUUGAGAAAGUGAAGGAAACAGGAAACACAGAUCGAGUGCAGAAACUUGAAGAAAUAAAGAAAAGAGCUGAAGCUGAAAACCAGAAACUCCUGAGUUUUAUUCAAAGAUUUUGGAGUUCUUAAAAAAGGAAAUACUGCUCUGCUUAAAGGAAAAUGCCAUCAUGAAUGAUUGCAUAUUAAUCAUAUCAUUUCUUUAUGAUUUCCUACAUUAUCCACAAUGCCAUUAGACUAUCUGCUGAUAUUGAAGUCCUUUAGUCUGUCCAGCUCUCUCACUUCCUCAUCUGUAUGCAAUGCUCAAAUCAGUUUCCAAAGCUUCAGCUUUCACGCUAAUACCACCAUCAACGCCAUCACGCUCAUCAUGUCAUAUUGCUAUCUGACCGAGCCGAGUCUACAAUAUGGAACAGACUCGCAUCCGUUUGCGCACAUCUAAAUGAAUGACUGUAUAGAGGAUGAUUUUAAAAUGCCCGAAUCUGUACACGAGCUGUGCAAAUUCAGUGAUGGACUUUGAUGGAGUUUGAUGCAGUUUGUAUGUUUUGAUAGAAUUUUUCCCCCUUACUUCGUAAUGAUUGAGAGAGAAUUAUUGUUAUGCCAUGGACAGGCCUGAAAAUGUCAUUAAGGCCGUCAGGUAAUCUGAAGGAAAAGUUGUAAAACUGGUGCUUCUGUAUUUGAGAUUUGACCCCAAGCUUUUAAUGAGAAAUAUUAAUAUGAAAAGAAAAAUGACCUAUUGCCCUAAAUCUGUCAAAGGGCACUGGAUCUGCUGAACACAAGCAGGAAGGACUUUCAGUAACGAGCAUUUUGUUCAGCAUCUGAGCUUCCGGAGCUACUAAACCUCUCGCUCUGUGAAAUGUUGUAUGUAACAGAUAAAAUAUAAAACAUAUAGAUAAAAUUCUUCAUUCUUUCAAGUCUUCAUUAUUGAUCAGUUUUUACUUUAGUUAAUGUAACAGCCUGCAAAAACCUCCUAUGGUCAGUAGGGCCUUAGGAUGAGUAAGCUUUGCUGUUUACUUUCCAAAUGAACCAUUUUAUUAAGUCUUAUAAUCAAAAGCAUUAUAUGUUGGUAUUUUACUGCUUAUUUUUUGUGUUAGAGUAUUUGGGUGCAGUUAAGUAAUGGAUAAAGUAAAGCAUAUAUUGUUUGUUGUUAUUAAUCAUAAGAAUCAAUAAACCAUAAUGUGUUUCUAGGAUUAAUCCACUUUUCCCUGAAAUGUGAGUUGGAAAAAAUCAGCCACUUCUUAAAGAAACUCCAGAACAACGUCUUGUAGAACACAUUGAAAUUUUGUCAUUGAAUUUUCACAAGUUUUGCUCUUUAUUUCUGUUAACAAUUUGUCUGUUUUUAUUCUAGUCUUCCCAAUAAAUUCUGAUUAUAUUAUAAGUUUUGUUACUCAUUAGAUAAGUGAUUAUACACGGUGUCCUAAAGGUCUCCACACACACACAGGGGACUUUGUUUGCCAGCAGCACGUCGGUUGUGUCUUCGUCAGUGGAUGUUCGUGGACGUCGCUUCUCGGUCGGUCCUCAACACUUCCAGUGUUUUUGAAUUUGUUAAUGAGUUUGGUGACAGUGUGGUGUGUGUGAUGUGCUCGCCAUGUUUCCUGUUAAAGUCCAUCGCAACCUUGUGACAGCUUCCCGAUCCAGCCAUGAGAAUGAUUUCAAUACGUUCUGCUUUUGUCAAAGGCGUUCUUAAAGGCUAUCUGAAAAAAAAUACAUAACUAAUUCUAUAAAGUAA